GAGAUCUGGGGCUGGCCACCGCCUUCACUCGCCGCAGCAUCAGGACCAUCAAGGACAAUGAGCCCCGAGCGAGUCACCGCAUCCAUGCGUUAAUCUCAUGCUAUUCCAAAGACCAGCUAUGAAUCAUGUAUGUGAUAGUACUUUCAAAUCUGCUCGCGUGCAUCCUCGCUUCCUGUCUCCAGCCUUCCGUGGCUUCAGCGUCAGCCGUGUUGGAGGCUGAGAUCCCCGGGGAGGCAGUGUCAUUGCUGCUACAGAAGGAUGAUACUGCAGCCGGACAGAAGCACAAUGCCAGCGGGCCGCAGGAGUCAGAGCGCACACUCACAUACCCGUCUCGCCUCAUCUACUACCGGAACGAAGCUUUGGAGAGCACCUACCAUGACCUGAACACUCGCGCUAGGAUUCCUGACCCACAUGGACAGGAGGUCCAUCUCGCUCAGGCUUCAUUUCAACUUCAGGCCUUUGGAUCACAAUUCAUUCUGGACCUCACAUUAAACAAUGACCUGCUGUCCUCAGACUAUGUGGAGAUACACUAUGAGAAUGGGAAGCCCAUCCUUUGGAAGGGUGGAGAGCACUGUUAUUACCAUGGCCAGAUCAGAGGGAAUGACAACUCUCGUGCCGCUCUGUCCACUUGUAACGGUUUACAUGGCAUGUUUGAUGAUGGAGUCCAUGUGUACACAAUUGAGCCACUUAAACAGAAUCACUCUAUGGAGGGAACAGCGAGACCACAUGUGUUACGCAGGACGACUAUCCUGCAGCAAACCCCAUCUGCAGGAGAGGAAGGCAUGGAGGAGGAUUUGUCUUGGCUUCGACGGAGGAAAAAGCGAGCUAUGCCGAGGAACGUGUUUGAGGAGAUGAAGUACAUUGAACUGAUGAUCAUCAUUGACCACAGCAUGUUUAAGAGAGUGAGGACCAAGCAACAAACACGCAACCAUGCCAAAUCCGUGGUCAACCUGGUGGAUGCUAUCUUUAAAGAACACCUGAACACACGUGUGGUGCUGGUCGCUGUGGAGAUCUGGACGGACAAGGAUCACAUUCCCGUUAGUGUGGUUCCAUUCGAAAUGCUGCGAAACUUUUCCAAAUACCGGCAGCAGCACAUCAGGCAGCACGCAGAUGCAGUGCAUCUGUUCUCUAACGUGACGUUUCACUAUGCUCGGAGCAGCCUAGCGUAUUUUGGAGGGGUGUGUUCUGUCAGUCAUGGGGUUGGUAUCAUUGAGUUUGGCUCUACGUGGACGAUGGCACCACUGCUGGCCCAGAGUUUGGCUCAGAAUCUUGGUAUUCAAUGGGAUUCAGCAUUAAAGAGAAAGGAUUGUGGGUGCAUGAACUCCUGGCUGGGCUGUAUCAUGGAGGACACUGGGGUCCAACACCCGCGGACUUUCUCUAAGUGCAGUAUCACCGAUUUUAAAGAGUUCCUGUUGAAGGGAGGAGGAUCCUGUCUCUUUAACAAACCCAGCAAGCUGUUUGAAGACACCGAGUGUGGAAAUGGAUAUGUGGAAGUGGGAGAAGAGUGUGACUGUGGACCAAGAGAAGAGUGCAUUAAAGAGUGCUGUAAAAAGUGUUCUCUGUCUAAUGGUGCGCACUGCAGCGACGGACCCUGCUGCAAUAACACAUGUCUGUUCUAUCCUCGAGGUUACUCGUGCCGCUAUGCAGUAAAUGACUGUGAUAUUUCAGAGAUGUGCUCAGGAGACUCAGGGCUGUGCCCUCCCAAUCUACACAAGCAGGAUGGUUACUUCUGCUCCCUCAACCAGGGUCGCUGCUAUGCUGGAGAGUGCAAGACGAGAGACAGUCAGUGUAAAUAUGUGUGGGGACCAAAGGCCGCGAGUUCGGGGAAGUUCUGUUAUGAGAAGCUGAACACAGAGGGCUCAGAGAAGGGCAACUGCGGUCAAGACGGAGACAAAUGGAUCCAGUGCAGUAAGCAUGAUGUAUUUUGUGGAUAUCUGCUUUGCACUAACACUGGCCGAAUCCCACGGAUUGGAACUAUAAAAGGAGAAGUCACUCCCACAAAUUUCAACCAUCAGGGCAGACUGAUCGACUGCAGCGGUGGUCACGUCUUCCUGGAUGAUCAGACUGAUCUCGGGUAUGUCGAGGAUGGAACUCCAUGCGGUCCGUCUAUGAUGUGUCUGGACAGGAAGUGUCUCCCUCUUCAGUAUCUGAACCUGAGCUCCUGUCCCACCGGACCCAACGAGCACGUCUGUUCCAGUCACGGGGUGUGCAAUAAUGAGGCGGCAUGUACAUGUGACACAACGUGGGCAGGGACAGAUUGCAGUAUGCCUGACCCUCCAAAAGAACCACCCCCUGCUGAAGAUGAGGGACCCAAGGGUCCUAGUGCCACCAAUCUCAUCAUAGGGUCGAUCGCAGGGGCUAUCCUGGUGACAGCUAUAGUCCUGGGUGGGACGGGCUGGGGGUUUAAGAACGUCAAACGGCGAGGAUACGAUCCAAAUGCAUCUGCCAUCUAGUGGACAGAAGGAACGCUCCGACCUCCAGAGCUUCUCUAUUCAGCUGGGCUGCUGUUUUUGCUGCUCUUUUCUGGCAUUAGUUAUACUU
Sinocyclocheilus anshuiensis is the source of this 2541-nucleotide messenger RNA. It is a transcript of the gene adam23b, whose product is annotated as ADAM metallopeptidase domain 23b. Gene Ontology annotation, cellular component: presynaptic membrane. Lineage: Eukaryota; Metazoa; Chordata; Actinopteri; Cypriniformes; Cyprinidae. The record is from RefSeq and is a predicted model, not a curated record. The transcript has 26 exons. Gene Ontology annotation, biological process: proteolysis. The coding region runs from base 126 to 2453 and encodes 775 amino acids. Gene Ontology annotation, molecular function: metalloendopeptidase activity.